AUGGACUACGCGGCAUGCAAUGUGGUGUAUGUGGAUCGCACAGCCCAGGAGGACAAGUUGGUGAAGAGGGACGAUGCGACAUUGUCCAGUUUAGAUAAGCCUCCAAACCAUGCCGCAGAUAAUCAUGCGCCGGUUUCCAAUGCUCCCAGUCCCGUGGAAGAGAACCUCCAAGUCUUGCUCGAGACAUUUAGUGAAGUCCAUGUCUGCACAUCGGGGAAAGCCUGUGUCUCGAAACUCUCCGAGUUGAAUCAAGCGUCGAUUGUCGAAUUAAUACCUACCCUCGUCCUCAUUGACAUCCCGUACGAAGACCAAUUGAACGAGCGACCGGGGAGAGAAAUACGGACGCCAUCUCCAAGCUCGAAGCAACAGAUUGGAAUACUCGAGGAGCGCUCUGAUGAGGCAUACGGCUUAAAGCUUCUGCAGUGGAUAGCAUCGGAAAUACAAUAUCAGAGCUUAUCAAGGCUGGUGGUUCCAGUGGCAGUCGUCUCGAUACCAGAGCAUAAUUUGCUGCCUACGAUAUCCAGAUCACGGACAGACUCCGAAUCAAGAAAGCAAUUCAGCUAUUCAUUUUCGCAGAAGAAGCGCGCUGGAUUGGUCAAGCCAUUAGAUCAAAUCAGAACCGUCCGAUAUCUAGAUAUCGGAGCUGUAGACGUUUUGACAAGUCCACUUCUGCACGAACGACUACCCAGCCUAGCAAUUCAUGCAUACAGGGCGCAUAAGGAUGCGUCUAAGGAACAAAGAGCACUACUCGAGAUGAAGCGAGGCAGGAAGCGGUCUUGGGUAGGAGUGGAUGAUUCGAAGCCGUACGCGUAUUUACGGGAGGCAAUGGUCUCAGGCUUAAUGGAUGGUAUUUGCAAACUAGGUGGAGAGGAUGAGUCUUUUGGUCAUGUCAGGAUCUCUAUCGCAUUAGAUCGCCGCGAGAAGAUCUCAGCAGCUGUUGCUUCAUGGAAUUUCUCGGCCCACGAUUUCACAGACGAUGAGCUGUUGCAUGCAGCACUCCUCAUGCUACAGCAUGCACUUGCAAUGCCGGAAUUGGAGAAGUGGCGGAUAUCGACAGAAAACCUCACAGGCUUCUUAAUAGCCAGUCGUUCUGCGUACAAUGCCUUUGUUCCCUAUCACAACUUUCGCCAUGUCGUCGAUGUCUUACAAGCCAUCUUCCACUUCCUCGUGCGACUGGGAAGAUUACCCCCGUACCCCGCUGCUACGACUUCCUCGAGUCUACCGCCGUCCCCAAUCGCACAGCUUAUUCGACCUUUCGACGCUCUCACGUUACUGAUCACCGCCAUCGGUCACGAUGUUGGUCAUCCUGGCGUCAAUAAUGCCUUCCUGGUUACUCUUAAUGCUCCUCUAGCUCAGCUCUACAACGAUAGAUCAGUUCUCGAAUCAUUCCAUUGUGCGGCAUACUCGCAAAUUCUUCGUCGUCAUUGGCCAGCCGCAUUUCAAGGAGUUGAGAUGAGGCAACUCAUGAUCAACUCCAUCCUCGCAACCGAUAUGGGUCUUCAUUUCGAUUACAUGAAGAAGCUUGGAUGGCUUCAAGAUAAGUUGCACGAGAACGGAGGUACUGAUGGCUGGAAUGGUAGACUUAUUGAGGAACAACGGACUCUCGCUUGCUCAUUGCUGAUCAAGUGUGCUGAUAUUAGUAAUGUGGCUCGAAAAUAUAAUGUUGCAGCACAAUGGACAAUGAUAUUGACGGACGAGUUUGCUCGCCAAGCCUCGAUGGAACAAGAUCUCGGCAUCCCUUCCGCGCUUUUUGCAGCUCCCGUACGAGAGGUCGUCGAGCUUGGAAAGUCCCAGAUUAGCUUCAUGAACAUGUUCGCCAUACCAUUGUUCCAAGGAGUCACUGAUGUCAUGCCAGGAAUGGCCUUUUGUGUGGAAGAGCUUCAAUCUAAUAAGGCUGCUUGGGAGGAGAAGAUUGCAGAUGAGCAAGCGAAAGCAAGACAAGACAGCGAAGAUUCGUUAAUGAAGGACGGCAUGUUCUCCCCGCGUACGAUGAGCGUGGCAAAUCCUUCUGAUGCAAGUCACCAGAAGUUAAGUAAUGCCACGUUGUCCCCUGAGCCUGACCUGAGGAAGACUGUAUUGAGCAAGCCCUCUUUCACGCCUGCGAAUGGUGUCUUGGACGAGACAACACCACAUCAUCAAUCGCUUCCGGAGAUCUCGACGUCGCCUCUUUCCCUGUCGGAAGCCUCAUCACCGGCAAGUGAAGCAGACACCGCUUCAAAACGGACUGUCAAGCCAAGUCAACUCCAGCUCAGCUUUGCAACAGCUAGUGCUCCUGGCUUGCUUGACCAUCCCAGUCAAGACUCCCACGUACUGCCCAAUGGCCAGCUCCAGAUGAAUGGCUUUGCGGUAACGCCAUCACUGGUAACCGAUGCUGUCGUUGUCGAUCCUCCAACUCCUCUGGAACCCAAAUCGCGAGGCUCGGAUAAGCUACGAACCGAACGUAGCAGCGAAGGAACAGAAGGCAGCAACUCGGCUAUUGGAGAUUGGACGAGUCAAGCUACAAGCGCAACAACAGGCAAGAUGCCGUUAAGUCCUAGCACUCAAGGUACAAGCAUCAUGAGCGAUUCAGAAUCUCUUAGCAAGGAGGGCAAUUCGGUCUUAACACCUACAGGGACACCAAAUCGUAUCGAAACUCCGAACCACGACUACCGAAGUAGUCCUUGUCCCAGCUCAAGUCCGACUCCGAGUCCUCGUGACAGUAGACAAAAGGAUCAAAGCGAAACGUCAUCAGCCGGUGAUGAUGGGAAGGAAAAGGAAGAGAACAAGGGAAUGCUGAUUAUGGACAAGGUCAAGACGUUAAAGAAGAAACCGAGUCGAUUCCGUAUGAACUUCUGGAAGAGGAGUAAGAGUUCGAGUCCGCCGAUGCCUGUUGGGGGAGCACGGGUUGGGGGAAGCGAAGAUGAUGGACGGAGCCAGUGA
Mollisia scopiformis is the source of this 2919-nucleotide messenger RNA. RefSeq names its product HD-domain/PDEase-like protein. The record is from RefSeq and is a predicted model, not a curated record. The coding region runs from base 1 to 2919 and encodes 972 amino acids. Gene Ontology annotation, molecular function: 3',5'-cyclic-nucleotide phosphodiesterase activity. The transcript has 4 exons. NCBI's taxonomy places the organism in Eukaryota, Fungi, Ascomycota, Leotiomycetes, Helotiales, Mollisiaceae. Gene Ontology annotation, biological process: signal transduction.